This is a messenger RNA of Penicillium vulpinum, 207 nucleotides long. RefSeq lists its product as uncharacterized. The coding region runs from base 1 to 207 and encodes 68 amino acids. The record is from RefSeq and is a predicted model, not a curated record. Lineage: Eukaryota; Fungi; Ascomycota; Eurotiomycetes; Eurotiales; Aspergillaceae. The transcript has a single exon.
AUGUCUGCCAACGAGGCAGAAGCUCAGAAGGCUGUUACUGCGGCCAUAGCGUCGGCAGGAUCUAACUCAGUGAGUCAGAUGGUAGAUGUCGGCCUUUCCUGUCAAAGAAAGCGUCUUGAGAACCGUGAAAUAAACACAACACAGUUAGCUAGAGAGGAGCAAGAACGCGCUGCCAAAAAUGCAAAACAGCAAGGCAAAACUACUUAG